GGUUGUUUGUCCGGCUGCGUUCUGCUCGAUGGCGUAACGACACACAGAUCGACUGGCGACGGCGGCAGGAAGCAGCUAGGACCUGUCCAGGUGUGGCUGGCUUUUUCUGCGCGUCGUCGGAGCGCCGCGCGGCACACGCUCGUUUGGAGAGGCACGAUAAGGAGUGAUUAGAGUAAUGCAAACCCUGGCUGGCUGCGGGGUCGCAACGCGCGACCAAUGCGCCUCCAGCCUCGCAGAGCAAGCUUGCUCAGAGGUCUGGCUGAAAAUUGAAGGCCGCGAGCGAUUGACUAGACGCAGCAAAAGUUGCGUAGGAAUCGCGUACGAGAUCGCAGCGAUCGCCCGAGCACGCGAAACGCAUUUGUGCGGACACUGACACAGCAAUGAGGCAUCUCUCAUGGGCUGUGCUGGCGGCAUCGCUGCGACAAGCUACACCACUUCGUAUGACGACCCGCCGUAGCCUCGGUCAGCUCUGCGGCACAGCGUUUACGAGCAUCACCGCGCCCGCGCUCGCGCUCGACCCGGCGUUCCCGCGCGUCGACGAGGGCAGCGACAAGGGCUCGAUCUUGACUGCAAAACCGCUCGAGUGGAUCCGGAUCAAGCGCCAGCUCGACGCCGACGAGUCGUUGCAGGAGCUCGCGGAUCCGAACUUGCGGGACUCGCCCGGCCAACGAUUGUCGAAGGUGCUGCGGCUCGAGGACGCCAUCCGCGCCAUGGGCCCGCAGCUCGCGACGGCCGACGGCCGAUCGUUGGCCGCCGCCGCCUUGGCCUCGCCGUCCUUCGAGACGAAGGCGAUCAAGAAGGCGUUCAACGCGUACUCGGACAAUGUUUAUUAUGAGAAGGGCGACUCCGACCGCGCGAACCUCUACCUCCUCGGCGGUACACCACCAAGCUCGAAGCAGACGAUCCAGUACAUGCCUGUUUCUGUGUGAAAAUCAGAUUUCCGGCGCCCCACCGUUUCCACACAGGAAUCGGAACGACGCCUUGGACCAGGUCCAGCUACUGCGGGACGAACUCGACUACCUCAAGAAGAACCCGGCGGAAACAUCGGAGGACGUCGUCGCGGCGCAGCGCCAGGCCGUGAAAGCCUUCGACAACUACUUCGCGCUCGCGCCGGCCGACGACAUUAGAGCAGCACGCGCUAUUGUCGGCCCGGGCGGGCCAGGAACUAGGAACUAGUAAUGUGA
Molecule: messenger RNA, 1184 nt
Organism: Pelagomonas calceolata
Lineage: Eukaryota; Pelagophyceae; Pelagomonadales; Pelagomonadaceae
Source: the annotation of a GenBank genome assembly